This is a messenger RNA of Arctia plantaginis, 1815 nucleotides long. NCBI's taxonomy places the organism in Eukaryota, Metazoa, Arthropoda, Insecta, Lepidoptera, Erebidae. The record is from the annotation of a GenBank genome assembly.
AUGACGCCGUUUACAAUGCAAGAACGUGGCUUUGCUCUCGGAGACUCCGUGAUGUUCUGGCUGCUGUGUUUUCUCUCAUGCAUCGGUGGUUUAUGGUAUAGCAUUAUCGGUUCCAGAAGAAUAGGAAUUAUGGAUCUCAGAGGAUAUCUCUUGGGUAGAUCCAUGUCAAUAUUACCAAUUGCUAUUUCACUUAUGGCGAGCUAUCUAUCUGCAUUUACAAUUGUAGAUGCACCGUCUGAGAUAUAUAAUUAUGGCUUGCAAUAUUGGCUAGUUGUCUUUGGAAUACUUUUCAGCUGUAUAAUAGUGAGCUUGGUGUAUCUGCCAGUGUACUUCACGUUAAGCCUAUCAUCCUCUUAUGAAUACUUAGAGCUACGCUUUAACAAGCAUGUACGAGCUGUUGCUUCGAUCCUGUUCUUAUUCGAUGAGGUUCUGUUCUUGCCGAUUGUAGUGUUUAUUCCCGCCACAGCAUUAAAUCAAAUGACCGGCUACAGCGUUAUUACCACUGGAGCCGUUAUGGUGCUGAUAUGUGGUGUAUAUACUGCAUUAGGUGGACUUCGAGCAGUGGUAUGGACAGACGUGGCGCAGAUGUCAAUAAUGUUGUUGAGCAUAUUGUUAGUCGCACUCGUCGGCACUAUUGUUGUCGGUGGUGUGGUGGCUGUAUUCGAAAUAACAAGCGUCUCAGGCAGAACUGAUCUGAGCAAUUGGGACAUAAUAUCUUUUUAUAAACGUGAGACGCCAUGGGGCGCGCUCAUCGGUGCGAUGAGUUACUGGACAUGUUUCAACUCCGUCAACCAAACCAUGGUGCAGCGAUACAUCGCUUUGAAUACUAUAGGAAAAGCUCGUGUAGCGAUAGGUAUAUUCGGUGUCGGUUCGAUAAUGACUAUCACUUUAUGCGUGUAUUGUGGUCUGGCUGCGUAUGCUACGUGGGUCACGACUGGCUGUCAUCCUCACGCCGCCCCCAUUGUCGAUGAUAGAUUAUUGCCCGCCUUCGUCACAUAUAUGGCCAACAGAUGUGGCCUUCCCGGCCUCUCUGGUAUCUUCCUAGCAGGAUUAUUUGGAGCUGGACUCAGCUCACUAUCUGUAAUACUGAACGCUUGUGUAUUGGUGAUACUAGAAGACUUGCUCCACGGCUGGCUGCAGAUACGACUAACGCCGUUUAAAGAAGGCUUGGUUGUUCGAGCUAUGACAAUGGUAUUAGCAAUCUUCUCAUUGAUCAUGUUGGUGCUCGUCAAAGAACUGGAAGGAAUGCUAGGUGUAUCAACAGCUUUAUCAGCUAUUACAGCAAGUAUAACCUGCGGCAUCUUCACCCUUGGCCUAAUGUGCAGCUGGGUGGGGCCACGAGGAGCUAUAACCGGUGCUCUUGCAGGCGCCGUUGUAUCAUUUUACUUCGCUGUGGGAUCUCAUGUAGCUAAGUCCAUGGGCCUACAUGAAUUACCCAUAGGCGUUAGCAUGCAAUGCCCCAAUAUCACGAGUUUUCAGAACAUAGAUGUUAAUCUCGAUCCAGAGUCGAUAUUCCCUUUACUUCGGAUCUCCUUCCAGUGGGUGUCACCUGCGGGUCUUUUAACGACUCUCAUAGUUGGUGCUAUAGUAGGAAGAUCGUUUGACGUCCAAGAUAAGAUCGUGAUGGAUGCAGAGUUAUUUAGUCCGGUAGUGUGGCGGUUUCUCCCCGCGAAGGCGCUUGCAGACGCGGGUGAAGUAAGACUCUCCCGGAAAUCCCAAAGUCUCAUUCAUUCUCGAUUUACACCCCUAACUAUAACCCCCAAAAACAAGGUAGAAAAUAAUAACCGGCCUAGUAGUAACAACAAUCAUAACUAG